UAUAUUUUCUACUUAUUCAUCAACGAUAGGUAAAAAGCUUUUUUAGUGAUACUUGUUCUCGCGAUCGAACAUUUCGAUUUCAACAUCGAAUACAGAGAAAUUUCUUAUUCGACAUAAAAACACGUUUCUUACUUACAAUUAGACAGAGAAGAAACGUUAAGCAACGAGUGGCGCGUGCUCGUAUUCGUCCGCGUCCCCAUGCGCGCGCGUUCUCGCCUGUCUAAUUGUAAGUAUCCGCGUUCGUCUACUUACUUACUUACUUUACUUAGUUACUUGUUAGACCAGUGACAAGAGACAGAAAAGACACGACGUUUAAUCUUGCAAGAAAUAUUUCUGAAGAAAUUUUAAACAGCUUUUAUCUCGAAUGUUUGCUUUAUCCGCGCGACGAUCGUAAUCGUCACCGACUGCAGAAAAUUGUUUGCCGUCAAAGCACGCGUUUCUUUGAAACUUUACAACAAUCUUGUAUCAAAGCCAUAAAAAAAAGACAACGAGGAUUCUUUUCUCGAUCGUUCGAGAAACUUUAAGCCAUUAAACGUUGAAAGAAAUUAGUAUGGAAAUUGUUUGAAAAUUGAAUUAUCGUUACCGGCGUAACGGUCGAAAGGUAAAGGAAAAAGUGUGGGUGGGAAGUAAGUAGGUUAAUUCCACGGGAAGAUUGAUUAGCGUCAGUGACGAGAAAGACGAAAAAUAACAAGUGACAACAAUGAAAGAAACGCAGUACAGACGCAACCAGCGAACAUUUAGACAAGCGUUAUCAUUCUCAAAGGAGAAUGGCUAUAUAUCCGUGGCAGCAAGUCGCAAGAGGUCCUCAGUAGAAGAUGAUAGAGGACCAGACGCAUCAACAUCCGGUACGACUACCACCCGACAAGCACACCCGUAUCGAUGUUACAGGAGGCAAAUUUGAAAAUGAUCAAUGCAAAGAACCUCUGCUUUCGGAAAGGCAAACCUGCCACAGGAUAACGACAACGGAGGAGGUUCGUUCGCGUGCUUGUGCCUCGGAAUCGACGACGAGCACGAGCACGAGCACGAGUUCGAUCACAGGCACGAAUAAUAAUAUGGUCACGGUCACGGCUACGGUAGGGACAGGAACGAAUGGGAACGCAAACGCGAACGCGAACGCGAACGCGAAUGCGAACUCAAAUGCAUGGAUAGACACCGUUGUCGGGGUUAAUAUCGGUAGCGUCGCUACCACCACGCCGGACAACACCAUCAUCAACAAUAAUAAAUCUUUGGAUGACGAUUGCAUUCAAGUACCGAUCUUUGACGAAGGAACGACCGACAGUGGCCGUCUGCCAGACGUCGUGGCCGAAAGUAAAAUUUAUGGCGUGACCGAGAACGAACCUAUCGAAUCGUACCUGGCAAUUACCAUUCAAGUUUUCAUACCGUUUCUUAUCGCUGGCCUUGGCAUGGUGGGAGCUGGAUUGGUUCUGGAUUUGGUUCAACAUUGGGUCGUGUUCGAAAAAGUGAGCGAACUUAUCAUUCUGGUACCGGCAUUGUUGGGUCUAAAAGGCAAUUUGGAAAUGACUCUCGCAUCGCGCCUCUCCACUCAAGCGAAUCUUGGACAUAUGGACACGCCGAAAGAGCAAUGGUACAUGAUCGUUGGAAACCUCGUCCUGAUUCAAUGCCAAGCGAUAGUGGUUGGAUUUCUGGGCUCGGUAGUGGCGAUCGCAAUGGGGGCAUUUCGAAACAGCACCAUCUCGUUGGACCACGCUUACCUGUUGUGCGCAAGCAGUUUGGUUACUGCGUCUUUGGCCUCGUUCGUCCUCGGAUUGAUCACCGCAGGAGUGAUCGUUUUCUCGCGACACUGCCACAUAAACCCGGACAACGUUGCCACUCCGAUAGCCGCGAGCCUCGGUGAUAUCACUUCCUUGGCUUUGCUCUCUUGGAUAUCAACUAUUCUCUACGAAUCGAUAAACAAGCAAGAUUGGGUCGCGCCUCUCGUGAUCGCCUGCUACCUCUUGGUCACACCACUCUGGGUAUGGAUCGCCAAAAAGAACAAGUAUACCAACGAUGUUCUUUAUUCCGGCUGGACUCCUGUCAUGAUCGCCAUGUUGAUCAGUAGUUGCGGCGGUCUGAUAUUAGAGUUCAUGGUGUCACGGUUCGAGAACUUGACCGUUUUCCAACCAGUUAUCAACGGCGUGGGUGGAAAUCUGGUUGCCGUGCAAGCGAGCAGAAUAUCGACGGCUCUACACAAACAAGCGGAACUGGGAACACUUCUGAUACCGCCGGGUCACACGCAUCCCGUCAUCUUUAUCACGCCUAUCGCUAAUUUUUUCGGCAAAGGUUUGCACGCGAGGACGACCAGAGUUCUAAUGGCGAUGGUUAUACCGGGUCACAUCAUUUUUAUUUAUCUGAUCAAUUACAUGAAGGAUGGCAACGCCUCGUUGACACCUCUAUUCGUUUUUGUUUACCUCUGCGCCGCUAUGCUCCAAGUUGCUGCCCUUCUCUACAUCGCCUACAUUAUGAUACAUUGGAUGUGGAAGCGAAAAAUCGACCCCGACAACUCGGCGAUUCCGUACUUGACGGCAAUGGGAGACCUGCUAGGCAUCAGUUUGCUAGCGAUCGCUUUUCAAUUUCUCUAUUUAGUCGGCGAUCAGGAUUCCGAUCAAACCAUCAGCCCCUAAAACGCUCGCUCUGAACUCGAUCGAAUUUUCUGGUCGGAUGCAAAUUCUUUUCCAUCUCGAUUCUUUAUGUAGAACGCGAAACGAUCGAGAACCGUUCAGGAAUCCUCAUCGAUAGGAUCGUUUCCUAACGUCAGCUGCUUUUCAUUUCACCUAUCUUUCUUUCUUUCUUUCUUUCUUUCUUUCUUUCUUCUUUUUUCAAAGAUAAUGAAACUGCAUUUAAUCAUCGACGCAGUUGUUGGUAGUCUUUCGUUAGACAACCGUAGGUCGAGAAAGAAUUAAUUACACGUCACCGAGUCAACACCGAUUCUUAACGAGGCUGUGCUUUAACGAAAGUAUUGUUAUAUCGUUGUAUCGCAUUUUAUGAGAAUCAGAUAGAACGACGAUAAUGUCCUCCUGUUCUUUGAAACGUUUAAUUUGACUCGACUCGACUCGACUCGACUCGACUUCACUCGAAUCAAAUCAAACUGAAUUAUCCUCCUCUUUACUACCUCCGCUCGACUCGAUUGCAUUUGAGUUUUAUUUUCCAAAUGGUUCGAAUACGCUCAAAUGAAUCUUUGUCCGAUACGUUUGCAACCGAUCACGAGAUUCGAGGACGAUUUGCUAGUCUUAAAAUCGGUUUUUAAGGAAAACAAACAAAACGAUAAAUGAAAAAAAAAAAAGAAAUCAAAGUACCGCUUCGUCUUAAUCGAAUUGUUACUUUUCCGGAAAGUUUUGGUACACAACAGACAAAUGUAAGUAGCAGAAUUUGAUAAAAUACGGAUAGCGGUCGUUCUGAACUAUACGCUGUGUACCGUGUACAUACAUACAUACAUACAUACAUACACGUCCUUGAAUAAUCGCGAUAAGACGAGACGAGACGAAAUAUACUACAAUAACAGUACAUACUUACACCUUACGCGUUUCGUCUGCUUUUCUACCCUGCAUCCCGUGGUUCUACUAAAGAGCUAAAGUCUUCCACCGAUGCCGUUUCAAACUCUACCUAACUACAACUUACGUGAACAAACGGGUAUAGAUUUAUGGACUUUGAACAGCGAAACAAUCGGGUAAGGGAUGAUAAGGGAUGCUUUCCUUUUCUUUACCCUUUCUUUUUUUUGUCGUUCCGGCUUCUCUUCUACUCUGAACACGUCUGAAUAAACACGCACGGAAGGAAAAAAGUAAAGGAGUAAAAAUUAAAAAACGGAACGACAAAUGGACAUUUUUCGAUUCUGUUUUUCUCUGUCAUUCGACGUUGUCCAGAAUUCCUACAAACUGUUACGUACCGCUUGCACAUUGUUCGUAUUUUUGAUAUUUCGCAAGCUGAAUCGAUCGAAAAGAAUACUCAAGAGUGCAGAAUAAUUUAUGGAUGCGUCACACGAUCUAUACAUACAUAUAUGUAUAUAUAUAUAACUCAGGCUGAUGCUAAUUCGUCGUAUCAUUGUACGAUCAAUAGCUUCGCUUCUAGACAUGGCAAUCGAUUAAAUGCAAACUCGUUCGCGCAAUCGAUUGUAGUUAAAACGAAAUCGGUACCGCGUUCCAUGUCCCAUAACGAGAGUCAGCUGCGCGCGAUGAUACGGCCUUUACCAUAGUCAAUUUUCUUUCUUGUUCCUUCCUCCAUUCACCAUACACAAACUUUAUCUAUUUAAAUGCGCCUGUCAACGCUACACACAGCUAACGUUUUGGUAACAUUGUAAAAACUGUUAGGAAAGAAACUACAUAUAUAUAUAUAUAUAUAUAUAUAUACCAAAGAUUAGACUAUAAAUAUAUCUUGACAAUAAUGUUUGUUUCAAGAAGG
Osmia bicornis bicornis is the source of this 4392-nucleotide messenger RNA. RefSeq names its product solute carrier family 41 member 1-like. NCBI's taxonomy places the organism in Eukaryota, Metazoa, Arthropoda, Insecta, Hymenoptera, Megachilidae. Gene Ontology annotation, cellular component: plasma membrane. The coding region runs from base 816 to 2621 and encodes 601 amino acids. The transcript is spliced from 7 exons. Gene Ontology annotation, biological process: monoatomic cation transport. The record is from RefSeq and is a predicted model, not a curated record. Gene Ontology annotation, molecular function: monoatomic cation transmembrane transporter activity.